AUGGCGCGAGAGCGGCUGCUCUGGGGUAAUGCAAGCGAAUGGCUAAAUGAUAAAUACCCGCCGAUUCCUCGCUUUGUAUGCGCAUGCACUACCGCUUUGGAAGACCAUCGGUACGCCCAUAUCACCGCACGCUGCCAGGAACUCAACGACAUAGCGAUGACGCAUACUUCGAAGCUCACGCCAGAGCAAAUACGGGACGGUUUGUCGAUCGUCGCCGCCGCUGUGCACGGGCAGGGAUUGAAUAUCAACAUGGUCGUCGUUGGAGGUAUAGUUAACACGAUGCUACUUCAUACUCGCCAAUCUACAACCGAUGUCGACGGCUUCUUCCGCACAAAAGCGCGGACAGUCGAUACUUCGCGUGUCCUCACCGCUGCUACAUCUGCGGCGUGCAAGGGCCUUGGAUUACAGGAAGGCUGGCUAAACGAUGAUGUUGCGCUUUACGUGCAGGACCAUGCUCUCAGAGAGCUAUAUGAGGAAGCGCUCCAGCAAAACGAAAUCGUCUUUCAUGCGUCUGGCCUCACGGUCUACGCCGCGCCAUGGCGCUUUUCGCUCAUCACUAAAGUCGACCGACUAUCAAAAGCGGGAGCACGUCCGUAUGAUAUGCCCGAUGCAGUGGCAUUCUUGGGGUGUCUUAUAGCUGAGCGCGGCGCGGUGCCACUGCGAAGGGAGGAGCUGGCAUCCUGGGCUAUUGAAUUUGAGUUGCCCAUACCAAGCACAUGGGUGUUGGACGCUCUCGAUGAGGCGUAUUUCAUCGCCAACGGAGUUCACGGACUUCUCGGGUAG
This is a messenger RNA of Peniophora sp. CBMAI 1063, 783 nucleotides long. The record is from the annotation of a GenBank genome assembly. NCBI's taxonomy places the organism in Eukaryota, Fungi, Basidiomycota, Agaricomycetes, Russulales, Peniophoraceae.